Molecule: messenger RNA, 1661 nt
Organism: Morus notabilis
Lineage: Eukaryota; Viridiplantae; Streptophyta; Magnoliopsida; Rosales; Moraceae
Product: plasma membrane-associated cation-binding protein 1
Exons: 5
Coding region: 674-1327 (217 amino acids)
Cellular component (GO): plasma membrane
Source: RefSeq, a predicted model, not a curated record
UCGAGUAAGGCGGGCCAGUCCGAACUUUCACUUAAAUUUAUAUGUGUGUAUGUAUUUAAAUACAUGAACAACACCAUUUAAAAAAAAAAAAAUGAUCAACAUCAAUAUUAGCAACCAAUUUGAAAGGGCCCCACGAAUGUGUGGACACCUCUGUUUGAGGUGAUUGCCAGCUGUCACCUCCCCCACGCCACCUCACACUCUGGCCGCCUCUUUUCACUGAAUCCCCCAAAAGGCCACCAAACUCCUCUCAUUUCCCCUUAUCCACCCUGGAUUUUCCAUCUUACCAAUCAUGCAAAACCUACCCCCCAAUUUUCCCAACUGACGAUUUUACCCCUGGCACGGCCCACAACUCCCGGCUAGGAUGGCCAUUUCGCAUGGUGGCAAGGAUGGAAUCAUUGAGCGAGGAGGCAUUAUGGUAAUUAGAUUGUGAAUGUGGGGGCUGUUUGGUAGGUGGAUGGGGUUGUCUAUAUGUUGAUUGAUGCCACGGUCUUAAGCAUAGAUGCGAAGAAAGUUCUUAAUUUGGGGAGACGGACAGUUGGCUGCAACAGUUACGUUGAGGUCGACAAUUUCUUUGAUUGGAAACCCUCCAACAUUUCAUUAUAAAAUCCGCUUACUUUGUUUGGCUUCUGGGAUUUUGGCGUUGGGAAAAUAUCAUUAAACCCGUUUAGAGAUCAUGGGUUACUGGAAAUCAAAGGUGCUUCCGAAGAUAAAAAAGGUCUUCGACAAGAAUGGUCCUAAAAAGGCUGCAGCUGCUGAGGCUGUCAAGUCCUUUGACGAUUCUAAGGAGGAAAUCAACAAGCAAUUUGAGGAGAAGAAAGAUGAGCUUCAACCUAAGGUCCUUGAAAUCUAUGAAGCUUCAUCCACCGAAAUCAAGAGUUUUGUUAAGGAACCGAAGGAGGCGGGGCUGAAGAAGAACUCGGCUGCAGUCCACCAGUUUUUAGAAGAGCUCGUUAAAAUCGAAUUCCCAGGAUCGAAACAAGUGACAGAAGCAUCUUCGAAAUACGGGCCAGCCUUGGUAUCAGGCCCAGUGUUGUUUGUGUUCGAGAAGUUCUCAACGUUUAUUGUCACUGAAGAAGUAGUAGUUGAGAAAGAAGUCAAAACUACUGCUGAAGAAGGAGAAAAGGAAGCGCCAAAAACAACUACUGAAGAAGCACCUGCAAGCAGCAAAGAGAAAGAGAUUGUCGUUGAAGAAGAGAAGGAAGAAAUUGUUGUUGAGAAGAAGGAAGAAAAAAAGAAAGAAGAAGAACCCCCAAAGCCUAGUGAGGAAGCUGCCGCCGCGGAGCCACCCAAGGCCGAUGAGGCGGCGGCGGCCGCACCCUCCCGCUAAGGCGGAGGAAGCUGCGACGGCAGAACCACCAAAACCUUGAGACACAACAACAAUGUGAUAUCUUCUCGCUCGCCAAAUUGUGUAAAGGUUAUUACUAUCUUUCAAAAGAAAGAGAAAAAGAACAUAUGAUUAUGAUUUGUUAUUCUUUAUAUUAUAUUUGUCCAUUACCACAUUGUAACGUUCUUCUUUCUCUCUCUUAUGUUUUUUUUUUCUUUCUUUGUAUUAUUAUUUUGAAAGCAUUCUGUCAUGUGUAAGUGUAUUAUUACCUUUUUUGUGAAUUAGUUUGUAAUUUCUUAAUGAAAUAUCAGGUUUUCCCUAAGGAGAAAAAAAAAAA